This is a messenger RNA of Limanda limanda (common dab), 894 nucleotides long. RefSeq names its product secreted frizzled-related protein 2 (gene sfrp2). The transcript has 3 exons. Gene Ontology annotation, molecular function: Wnt-protein binding. Bases 7 to 894 code for a protein of 295 amino acids. The record is from RefSeq and is a predicted model, not a curated record. Gene Ontology annotation, biological process: non-canonical Wnt signaling pathway; canonical Wnt signaling pathway; negative regulation of canonical Wnt signaling pathway. NCBI's taxonomy places the organism in Eukaryota, Metazoa, Chordata, Actinopteri, Pleuronectiformes, Pleuronectidae.
GACAAGAUGAGAGCCUUGGUUUCUGCAGCCACGUUCCUCUGGGUGAUCGCGAUUCCCUGCACGGAAGCCAUCCACGGAAUGUAUAACUUUGGCCAGCACGAGUUAUUCUACAAAAAGAACCACUGCAAGCAAAUCCCGGCCAACCUCCUGCUGUGCCACGACAUCGAGUACACGGAGAUGCGCCUCCCGAACCUGCUCGGACACGAAACCAUGAACGAGGUUCUGCAGCAAGCCUCGUCCUGGAUCCCGCUGGUGCAGAAGCAAUGCCACCCGGACACAAGGAAGUUCCUGUGCUCCCUGUUCGCUCCCGUGUGCCUGGACGAGCUGGACGAGCCCAUCCAGCCGUGCAGGUCCCUGUGCGAGGCCGUGAAGCAGGGCUGCGCGCCGGUGAUGUCCGCGUUCGGGUUCCCCUGGCCCAAGAUGCUGGACUGCGACCGCUUCCCGCUGGACAACGACCUGUGCAUCCCCCCGGCAGGCAUCGACAACUUUGUGCCAGCCACCAAGGAGGUGCCCAGAGUCUGCGAUGCUUGCAAGGAAACGGACGAAAAUGACAACGAAAUUGUUGACAACCUGUGUAAGAAUGACUUUGCUCUGAAGAUCAAAGUGAAAGAGAUCUCCUACAUCAACGGCGACACCAAGAUAGUGCCGGAGACCAAGAGCAAGACCAUCUACAAGCUGAACGGCGUGACGGAGCACGACCUGAGGAAGACGGUGCUGUGGCUGAGGGACGGCCUGCAGUGCAUCUGCGAGGAGAUGAACGACAUCAAUGCCGCCUACCUGGUCAUGGGCCAGAAGAGGGACGGCCAUCUGGUCAUCACCUCGCUCAAGCGCUGGCAGAAGGGACAGCGCGAGUUCAAGAGGAUUUCACGCAGCAUCCGCAAGCUGCAGUGUUAG